Molecule: messenger RNA, 891 nt
Organism: Loxodonta africana (African savanna elephant)
Lineage: Eukaryota; Metazoa; Chordata; Mammalia; Proboscidea; Elephantidae
Gene: MYL3
Product: myosin light chain 3
Exons: 7
Coding region: 57-662 (201 amino acids)
Cellular component (GO): myosin II complex
Molecular function (GO): calcium ion binding
Source: RefSeq, a predicted model, not a curated record
ACCUACCCUCAUCUCUGUACCUGCUCCCCAGGACCCUCUCUGUGCUGGUAACCUCCAUGGCCCCCAAAAAGCCAGAGCCCAAGAAGGACGAGGCCAAGGCAGCCUCCAAGGCGGCUCCAGCUCCAGCUCCAGCUCCAGCUCCAGCGCCCCCGCCUGAGCCUGAGCGCCCCAAGGAGGUGGAGUUUGAUGCCUCCAAGAUUAAGAUCGAGUUCACACCAGAGCAGAUUGAAGAGUUCAAGGAAGCGUUCCAGCUGUAUGAUCGCACACCCAAGUGUGAGAUGAAGAUCACAUACGGGCAGUGUGGGGAUGUCCUGCGGGCGCUGGGCCAGAACCCCACGCAGGCUGAGGUGCUCCGUGUCCUGGGGAAACCAAAGCAGGACGAACUAAACUCCAAGAUGAUGGACUUCAACACGUUCCUGCCCAUGCUGCAGCACAUUUCCAAGAACAAGGACACGGCCACUUACGAGGACUUCGUGGAGGGGCUGCGGGUCUUUGAUAAGGAGGGCAACGGCACUGUCAUGGGUGCCGAGCUCCGUCAUGUGCUGGCCACGCUGGGUGAGAGGCUGAGUGAAGAUGAGGUGGAGAAGUUGAUGGCCGGGCAAGAGGACUCCAAUGGCUGCAUCAACUACGAAGCCUUCGUGAAGCACAUCCUGACCAGCUGAACAUCUCACCCAGGGAGCCCAGGGAAGACCAUACUGGGACAUUCAUCUCCCAUUCAUGGUGCUGAGCCAGAGGCCUGAAGUUGUGGGAAGGAGGGGAGCACCUGGAGACUCCUGCACAAGCCUCAGACCUUUCUGCAUGGCCAUCAUCUCCCUGCAACCGGCUGUGGCUAUGUGACUGCGUCUCUGUCCCCAUGCCUUGGGCCUCAUGAAUAAAUGGUUUCCUCCCUUC